AUGCUGACCAGCUUUGUGGAUGGAAUAUUCUGUUGCUUCACAGGAAAGUCGACUAAUGUGGUGGUCCCUAUCGAAUCCUCUGAGCCCACCGAUGGUUUUGAAAUUGUGGAGGUGAAACCAGGAAGAAUUCUGAGAGUUCGGCAUAUUAUCCCAGACAGACCAGUUGUCGAAGAACCCGGGACUGGGGAAGGGGGUUCAGUGAGCUGCAAGCAUAAAAUCUCAGUGUAUCGAAACGGACAACUUCUGAUCAAGAACGUCAACGAAGCUACUCAUCCAGAGUGGGUCCGUUAUCAAAACGGAGACAGCACUGUGGACACAGACACUACCGAAAACGAUGCUCCGGCAACGGUCCAGAACACAGAGCCCACACCGGGGUCAGCUACAGGACAGCCUCCAGAUAUCAAACCGGCGCCCCAGCAGGAACAGCAACCACCACAGCGCAGACGCCGCAAACCUAAACGCUCCAUUGUGAUCGACUGUGAGCGGAAGAUCUCGUGCUGUAAAGGUACUCAUCCUGACGUGGCCUUGUUUUUCAUACACGGGGUCGGGGGAUCGCUGGAUAUCUGGGGAAGUCAGUUGGACUAUUUCUCCCAACUUGGCUAUGAGGUCAUCGCCCCAGACUUGGUUGGUCACGGUGCGAGUUCAGCUCCACAGAUUCCCGCUGCUUACACGUUUUACGCGCUGGCUGAGGAUGUGAGGAUCCUUUUCAAAAGAUACGCCAAGCGGAGGAAUAUUUUAGUAGGACACUCCUAUGGAGUCUCAUUUUGCACUUUCCUGGCUCAUGAGUACCCGGAGCAGGUUCACAAGGUCGUGAUGAUGAACGGUGGUGGUCCUACAGCGCUCGAGCCGGGUCUCUGCUCCGUCUUCAACUUACCCACAUGUGUCCUUAACUUAUUGUCUCCGUGCCUCACCUGGAGCUUCCUCAUGGCUGGGUUUGCCCAUCAGGGAGCAAGAGAAAAGAAGUUACUAAAAGAGAAGAAUGCCUUCAAUGUCUCUUACUUCGUUCUGCGGUCCAUGAUGAGCGGACAGUACUGGCCUGAGGGUGAUGAGGUUUAUCACGCUGAACUCACAGUGCCUGUCCUGCUUGUCCACGGCAUGUACGACAAGUUUGUACCGGUACAAGAAGACCAACGUAUGGCAGAGAUCCUCUUGCUGGGGUUCCUGAAGGUCAUUGAUGAUGGAAGUCACAUGGUCAUGAUGGAGUGUCCUGACACGGUGAAUACACUUUUACAUGAGUUCUUCCUGUGGCAGCCAGCAACCAUCUCAAAACCCAAACAGGAGGUGGCCGCCACAAAGACCAUCACCAAACCUCAAGAGGAUGCACCGAGACCAAAAACCGCCCCUAAGUCACCCUCUAAAUCUCAACCAGACUUGAUAAGGCCAACAACUUCCCCAAAGUCCAGCGGUACUGUGAGAGAGACCUCAGCAGACAGCAAAUCUAAGUGCAAGAAUGAACUAAUCCACCAAUACAAACUAUACUCAUUUAAAAGUUAAAAUGUAUUGAAAUGUUGCUCUUCUGAGAUUGCAAUGAAAAGACUCAAGGUACAGCUGAGAGAGACGUUUUAUUACCAGUGUUGGGUUUUUUCUCCAUGAAAUGCAAUAAAGGGAUAAAACAAUUAUGGCCAGGUUUCACAGACAGGGCUUAAACCAGGACUCUGCCUUACUUAAAUCAGGAUAUUUAAGUCGUUUUUAUAAAAAUGCAUUAGAAAUAAACAUUACUGGUGUGCAUCUUGAGACAAAGCAAUGGCACUGAUAUAUUUUAAGAUAUGUCAGGGCAAGUUAUUUUCAGUUAAGACAGCUCUAACAUUCAUUUUAGUCUGGGACUAGCCUUAUAAGCUUUGUCUGUGAAACUGGGCGUAAAAGACAUCAGAUACUGUCAAUCUUCAUGUUGACAAAUUUAUGUUUAUACAUUAUUUCAAUAUUUUGUAAUAUUACAUGCAAGCGCAUAGCUGCUACUCUUUUGUAAAAAUCUUGUUAAUUUUUAUUUAGCUAAACUCUGUGGUAUUUUUUGUUAAACAUUCCUUUAAUUUGUAUCAACUAAUAUCCAUUCAGUUAUUCAGAUGUGGUAA
Molecule: messenger RNA, 2069 nt
Organism: Triplophysa rosa
Lineage: Eukaryota; Metazoa; Chordata; Actinopteri; Cypriniformes; Nemacheilidae
Gene: abhd8b
Product: abhydrolase domain containing 8b
Exons: 4
Coding region: 1-1494 (497 amino acids)
Molecular function (GO): catalytic activity
Source: RefSeq, a predicted model, not a curated record